Syzygium oleosum is the source of this 574-nucleotide messenger RNA. Its product is annotated as histone H4-like. Lineage: Eukaryota; Viridiplantae; Streptophyta; Magnoliopsida; Myrtales; Myrtaceae. Gene Ontology annotation, cellular component: nucleosome. The coding region runs from base 34 to 345 and encodes 103 amino acids. The record is from RefSeq and is a predicted model, not a curated record. Gene Ontology annotation, biological process: nucleosome assembly. Gene Ontology annotation, molecular function: protein heterodimerization activity; DNA binding; structural constituent of chromatin. The transcript has a single exon.
AGCUUCGAAGCGGAUCUUUCCCCGGGGAGAAAAAUGUCGGGAAGAGGGAAGGGAGGGAAGGGACUGGGGAAGGGAGGGGCGAAGCGGCACAGGAAGGUGCUGCGGGACAACAUCCAGGGCAUCACCAAGCCCGCCAUGCGGCAGGUGGCCCGCCGGGGCGGGGUCAAGCGCAUCAGCGGCCUGAUCUACGAGGAGACCCGCGGGGUGCUCAAGAUCUUCCUGGAGAACGUGAUCCGCGACGCCGUGACCAACACCGAGCACGCCCGGCGGAAGACGGUGACGGCCAUGGACGUGGUGUACGCGCUCAAGCGGCAGGGCCGGACCCUGUACGGGUUCGGCGGCUGAGGGGGCCCCGGGGGAUCUUCUUAGGGGUCUGGUGGUUAGAGGGCUGGCGGGUCUGGUGACGUCAUGAAGCUGAAGACGAAUUGAUUUGUUAGCUGGGUUUUGUCGCUAGUGUUCUUCUGUUGAAUCAAAUGCGGUGUUUUUAGGAAUAGUUGUUCAAUUCAACGAUGGUGUUAAAUGUACUUUCGAUGUUAGUGCCUUUGAUAUGCGGCUACUGCGCUUUUGUUCUCCA